Messenger RNA from Staurois parvus, 519 nucleotides. NCBI's taxonomy places the organism in Eukaryota, Metazoa, Chordata, Amphibia, Anura, Ranidae. The record is from the annotation of a GenBank genome assembly.
UGGGUCACCAGGCAUCAGGUCAUUUGGCUUGUCAGCGGGCACCGCGUCAUCUGGCAAGGCAGUGGGCACCGGGUCACCAGGCAUUGGAUCGUCUGGCUCGACAGCGGGCAUCGGGUCACCAGGUAUGACAGGGGCCCUGGGUCACCAGGCAUCAGGUCAUUUGGCUCGCCAGCGGGCAACGCGUCAUCUGGCAAGGCAGUGGGCACCGAGUCACCAGGUACCGGAUCGUCUUGGAUCAACAGCGCGCAUCGAGUCAACUGGCCCAAUAGGAUCGUCAGGCUGGAUCAGUUCAUCAUGCUGGGUAGAGGCAUCAGGCUGAAUGCCGGCGUCCGGCUGAGUAGAGGCUUCAGGCCGAGUAGAGGCUUCAGGCCGAGUAGAGGCUUCAGGCCGAGUAGAGGCAUCAGGCUGAAGAGAGAGGCAUCAGGCUGAAGAGAGGCACCAGGCUGAACCACGGAAGGCAGGUUCUCAGACGGCAGGUUCACCGGUUUGGAUACUGGCAGGAUGGUAUUGGUUGGAAAG